Messenger RNA from Amaranthus tricolor (Joseph's coat), 844 nucleotides. RefSeq names its product small nuclear ribonucleoprotein SmD1a. Gene Ontology annotation, cellular component: U4 snRNP; precatalytic spliceosome; catalytic step 2 spliceosome. Lineage: Eukaryota; Viridiplantae; Streptophyta; Magnoliopsida; Caryophyllales; Amaranthaceae. Gene Ontology annotation, molecular function: RNA binding. The transcript has 4 exons. Gene Ontology annotation, biological process: RNA processing; spliceosomal snRNP assembly. The record is from RefSeq and is a predicted model, not a curated record. Bases 142 to 486 code for a protein of 114 amino acids.
AGCAGCGUGACAAAAUGGGCUGACCCGUGCAGCUCUAUCAAAAAGUUUAAAAUCCCGCUCUAUAGCUCACCAACUUCAAUUCCAUUUCUCGUUCUCACUCGAGUCUUAAACCCUAGAUUUUCGUUCUGGAACAAGAACAAGAUGAAGCUCGUUAGGUUUUUGAUGAAAUUGAACAACGAAACGGUGUCCAUUGAGCUCAAGAAUGGCACUGUUGUCCAUGGAACUAUCACAGGUGUUGAUAUAAGCAUGAAUACACAUUUGAAAACUGUUAAACUCACACCUAAGGGGAAAAAUCCAAUAACUAUGGAUCACUUGAGUGUUCGUGGAAACAACAUCAGAUAUUACAUUCUUCCUGACAGCUUGAACCUUGAAACUUUACUUGUGGAGGAGACACCAAGAAUCAAGCCUAAAAAGGCAACUGCUGGGAAACCUGUGGGACGCGGACGUGGUCGCGGUCGUGGACGUGGGCGUGGCCGGGGUCGUUAGUCUUGUAAAAUGCUGGUCAGACAUAUGUUCUGUCCUUGUAAACAGAUCUUAUGUGUGCGGAAAUAUUUAUCUGUGGGAGGUGUAGAUGCAGAUUACGCGUAUGUCUUUAUUUGCCGUGCUGGGCCGCUGGCUGAGCUUUCAAUUGUAACUCAACUUAGUAAACACUAGCUAGUUGUAGAAAUGAGCUCCUUACGCUUCAUUGUCAUGGUAUUUAUUAAUUUUUGGGUGCAAAAGAGCCACAAAAGACAACGUCUAGAUGUGAUUGGUUUUCAUCUCUUCGUUAUCACCUUUACGAGACUUCAUCAACUGAACUAGCCGACAUGUAUGUCCAUUGUUAUAAUAUUUUUAUUAUUUACUA